Messenger RNA from Acipenser ruthenus (sterlet), 10802 nucleotides. RefSeq names its product probable ribonuclease ZC3H12C. Bases 601 to 3234 code for a protein of 877 amino acids. Gene Ontology annotation, cellular component: nucleus; cytoplasmic ribonucleoprotein granule. The record is from RefSeq and is a predicted model, not a curated record. The transcript is spliced from 7 exons. NCBI's taxonomy places the organism in Eukaryota, Metazoa, Chordata, Actinopteri, Acipenseriformes, Acipenseridae. Gene Ontology annotation, molecular function: mRNA binding; RNA endonuclease activity; metal ion binding.
CACAAGAUGGCGCCCUUGUAGUACAGAGUACCGCAAUACAGCGCGUUCACUCAACACAGUGUCCGCGGUGGAAGGAACGAUGUGUGAAAGGCAAUGCUGUGCUAUGGGAAUUCAUCUAGUCUCCUGAUCUAAACUGAAGCGACAAUGAUACAGAUAGAAGAAUUCAACACGUAUUACAUGCUCUGAUGCGAUUUUCAACCCGGAAUUGUGUGUUGGAUUUCCGUUAUCAUGAAACGAGUGUCUGUACUGUAUAGUCAGUGGUAGUUGCGUGGAAGAAAGCAAGCAGAGGAUUGCAAAACUCUUCUGGAUUGUGGAUUGCAUCAGUUAGCUUUUGUGAGAAUGUCACGGACUAAGUGUUGCAAUAUCAUAAUUCCUUGUAGCUUUCUUCGUUUUGAUGCAUGGCCCCUGCUUGUGCUCACGUCCAGGGGCUCAAGUUUGUUAAGUGACCCAGCAUAAACCCUACACCAAGGCCAAGGAGAGAUACAACAAACAAACAAAUAAACAACGUAUUUUUACACACCAUCAAAUGAUUAUAGGACACUUUACUUCCAAGAGUACCCAAAUAUUAAAAGUGCAGACCCAGGCGUAUGCAACAACUUCAUGGGCUUGAAAGGUCAUCUGGACGAUGGAAUAGAUGCCAUCCUGGACCUGGAUUACCUACAUGUGGAGAGCGCAGACCAACAGCUCAGCACAACCUCAGUGUGGUCAAGGAUAGAGGAGCCCACAAUGGACAAAGUAAACUCCAGGAAGGAGGAUGGCUCAGCAAGCUCCGCGGAGGACACCACCUGCAACAGCUCCUUCGGGGAUUCAGAGGAGAGUGCCAGUUCUGAUAGUGAGUCCGAACACCUCAACAGCAGCACAGCAACGGACUCUAGCCCCUUUACAAAAACCCACCGGCAGCUGUGCCGGUCACCAUGCAUGGAUCCACCUGUGGUUAUAAGGACUGAGAUCCCACAGGAUCUAAAGCCAGAGGAAAGCCACGGGACACCCAAAGAGGACAAGAAACCACCAGAUGUAGUCAGGGAGUACCAGACCAAAAUGGAAUUUGCCCUCAAGCUAGGGUAUUCUGAGGAGCAGGUCCAGCUUGUUCUGAGCAAGCUGGGCCCAGAGGCGCUGAUCAAUGACAUCCUGGGGGAGCUGGUGAAGCUGGGGAGCAUGUCUGAGGCUGACCAGGCCUUGUCGGGUGGUAGCGGUGGGGGCUGUGGCUCCUCAUCCUCCUCCACUUUGUCUUGUAUCUCAUCCGCUUCCUCUACAGAGUCACACCGUCCCGACUCGCCUUCUCAAGAAGAGCUGUCUGACGACACAGACAACCUGAGACCCAUAGUCCUCGAUGGCAGUAAUGUGGCCAUGAGCCAUGGCAACAAGGAAGUGUUUUCCUGUCAUGGAAUUAAACUGGCAGUGGACUGGUUUUUGGACCGUGGCCAUAAAGACAUCACAGUGUUUGUGCCCGCCUGGAGAAAAGAACAGUCGAGACCAGAUGCCCUUAUAACAGACCAAGAAAUCUUGCGGAAACUGGAAAGGGAGAAGAUCUUGGUGUUCACCCCCUCCCGACGUGUGCAGGGGAGGAGGGUGGUCUGUUAUGAUGACCGGUUCAUAGUCAAACUCGCCUACGAGUCGGACGGCAUCAUUGUAUCCAAUGACAACUACAGGGAUCUGGCCAAUGAGAAGCCUGAAUGGAAGAAGUUUAUUGAUGAACGAUUGCUGAUGUAUUCCUUUGUCAAUGACAAGUUCAUGCCACCUGAUGAUCCACUGGGUCGCCACGGCCCAAGCUUGGAUAACUUUCUGAGAAAAAGACCCAUUGUACCAGAACACAAAAAACAACCUUGCCCAUAUGGAAAAAAGUGCACUUACGGGCAUAAGUGUAAAUUUUAUCACCCAGAGAGAGGUACUCAGCCCCAGCGCUCUGUAGCGGAUGAGCUUCGUGCCAUAGCUAAAAACACAGCGGUCAAAGGAGUGAACGAAGGUGGGCUGGUCAAGAGUCACAGCAUGCCGUCAAGCUCCAAAUCCAACAGCUGCUCUGACAUCAAGCGCACAGCACCAAAGAGACAGUCAGACCCCAGUAUCAGGACUCCAGCUUACCACGAGCUGGAAGAGAAGCUGAGCGUCAAAAUCAAAGCUGAGACACGCUCUGUUCCCUCGCCAGUUACCAAAAGCAGUUCCCCUCAUCCUCAUUCUCAGAAACCUCAGCCCUCUGCCCCAACAAGCAACGCCCUUCAUCCCUCUCAAAGAGCACCUAUGAUUGUGACCAAAAACCACGGGACGCCCAUGGCAUACAACGAGCAGUACCCCAAAUGCGACUCCCCAGUUGACAUGAACUAUUACUCCAUGACUAAUGCAUACUCCAACCUGAGCAUCUCGGGGCCCAGGAGCCCAGAUAGGCGUUUUUCUGUCGACACAGAUUACCGGAUCAGCUCCGUCGCCUCGGACUGCAGCAGCGAAGGCAGCAUGAGCUGUAGCAGCAGUGACUCUUACAUUGGAUACAACGAACGCUCUUACAUGAGCUCCCCAGACCCGCUGCUAGAGGAGAACCUCAAGUGUCACCACCACCACCCCCCUCCUCCUCCUCCUCCUCCUCCUCCUCACAAUUGCCUUCAUUCACAGCCUUUUGGUCACAACUAUCAUGAUGCCUUAGCCCGGGUUCAAAGUUUUGGUCAUGACGAGCCCAAAUCUCAUUUUAAGCCAUCCAUUCCCUACCUCCCCUCUCACCUGCAGCACCCGGUGGUGGGGGCCCGCUCUAGUUGCCCAACCGACUACCCUGGACCUCAGAAUCACCAGCACUCCCAGACCAGGGACUUGGUUUCGACUCGGAUUGACAGCCAUUCUGACUCGCGACUUUACCACAACUCCUCACUGCGGCAAAGGAAGCCCCAUCCUGGCCAGGAGCACUUUGGGAGUUGGGACGGCCUGAGUUAUGGGAUGGAUGCUUAUGGCUACCACCAAGGCUACUCUUUACCCAGUAAACCCACGCAGCCUUGUUACGAGCAGUUCACAUUCCAAAGCUUGCCCGAGAACCGGGAUCAGUCCUGGAGGAUGCCCUGGGGACGCAGCAUGCCCCAGCAGGAGCCGCCAAAGCCUUCAAGGUAUCAGGAUCUCCGGGAGAAGGUCUUUCUAAACCUUUGCAAUAUCUUCCCACCCGACGUGGUUCAGAUGGUAAUGAAUAGGAGUCCUCACAUGACGGAUGCUCAGCAGCUGGCUGCUGCCAUUCUGGCAGAAAAGUCCCAACAAGGUUACUGAAAGGGGACGUGUCUGGUACAACGUGAUCCUCAUUUUAUUUCUUCAGCACUAACGCUGAGGGAGGUUUGCUACAAUAGCAUUUUGUAUUUUUAUUUUUAACUCUGCAAUGUGGUUAUGUUACAAGCAGCAACAUACUUUGAAACCUGUAUAAAUCAUUAUUUUGGGAUUGCCCCCCCUUCUAUCAGAAAUACCACACAUUUCUGUUGAAUAUAAAAUGCAGCGGUUUGGAUUUUUAAAAUCAAAAUUUAAAUCAAACAGCUCAAUAAAUUGCUUGCUACCUACACCAACAUGGCCAUUCAGUAUUUGAAGCACAAUUAUCUUCUGAAAUGUAGAGAAAAAAAAAUCACCCAGCAAUGGACUCCUUCCUUAAUUAGCCAUAUUAUACAGGCUUCACUUAAAACUUAGAGGGUUUUUAUUGUACUUUUCUGGUGUCUAAAACAAAGCAAAUGAAAUGCAUUUAUUUUUCCUUUUUUUAACACAAAAUUAGCAAAAAUGUAACUUGGUUUGUUGAGGAGGUAUUGUUCUUUUAUGGCACUUUUCACUAUUGUUUGUUAUAUUGUAUAAGAAGUGUUUUGGUAACUGUUGGCAAUAAGUCUAGGAAACUCAACCUGUUUGUUUCAGGGUAAAGGCGAGAAGAUUAAAUAAGAGAUUGGUAUUAUUCAUUGUGUUUUUGACUGGGUGUUAGAGGGCUAUUUUAAAGAGAUGCUGCAUUGAUGCACGUCUGUAUUCCAUGAAUCCUAAAGUCAUCCCAGUAAGCAGGGUUUUAUCAGGUAGCUGCAAUAAUAUACUGUACUUCUUAUUUAUUUAGAAGGUUUUUAUAAGACCUGUUUCUGCUUGUGCAGUCCUAAUCAUGCUCUCAGUAUCCCAGCUAAAGUGAGAACACAUUCCUCUGUUUUCCCAAAGGGUAGAGUUUCCUUUACGUGAUUGUGUGCUUAUUCUCUAUUCACUUUUUGUGGUAUAACAGUGUUGUGCACGUUAUGAGAUUUUAUUUUUUAACUUGAGCAGACACCAUUACAAUCACAAAAGGAUGUUUCACGAGGAUAUGCAAAGUAGCUGUUGAUAAUGCACUGUAGUGUACAAAUAAUGCUAUUUUAUUUACUGAAAUGAAUAACUUAUUUUUUAUUUAAUAUUUUUUCCUGUAAGUUAAUGCAUGUUAGUUAUAAAGUUAGUUACAGAGCUGUUUUGUUAGUAGGAGGUGUGAAUCUUUCCACAAAUUUAGUAGUAGAACAGCCAAAAUGUCUGUGUACCUUAGUUUUAGUAAGGGAUGUUUCUGGCAUGUUAUUAAUGGGUUUUUGCUAGCUGCUAUUGCAGCUGAUUCUUUUCUAUAGCAAGCCUGACUUGCACAUGAUUUCAAUUCAUGGUUUUGCUAGAUCAGUGAUAACCAAAAUAAUUGUCUGCAGGUCAGUGUCUACAAAAGGACUGUACAGAAUUUUAAUCACUCUAGCCUUCUAAACCUUUCAUCGUUUGGGAUAUUACACUAUAGCCAUCUUUUAAAGGGACAUUCCCACUUUAAAGGUGGGGUAGGAACUAAACUAACAUUUGCUGGACAACUACAUUGAGCUUCUUUCACGUUUCUUGUUCACGUUUAAUUAAUUCUUCAGUUAACACAUUUUAUAAAAACAGCUAAUCUCUUGGCAUGCUGGUUUAGUUUGUUGACUCUCCAUCUGAGAUGGGUCUUUGCCAGCUCCAUUUAUGGAGAUGACAAGAUGCAUCCAGGAUAUCCAGCAACAGGUAUGUCUGGUUUACAUUAACGCAGACACACAGACCAGCAUUAAUAGCAUAUUCUAUUCUAGAGUGGUGUUUGAAGCACUUUUGUGAUUAUCUAAAUCUACUACCUUUCUUUUUUUAUUUGGAAAUGUCCCACACACCAAAACAUACCUGAAAAGGUGGAAAAUGUCCCUUUUCACCAAGCUCACUGUACAGUUUUCCGUAACCUUUGAUAGCCAGAAAACGCCUUUCCUUGUUGAUACAAAUUGUAUCUUUUAAAUUAAUGACAGAUUUUUUUUUAUAUGUACAGUAGUUAGACACACAUGUAACUGUUAUUAAAGAUAUUUUGGGCAACAUUUUAUCGUUUAUUUUCAGUUAAAUGGUCAGAGUUUUCAGUUAUACAACAAGAAAAAGAGGGGAGGGGGGGGUAUAUAGUACAUUAGUCAAGAAAUGUUGGGACUGUGAACUGUCAUGAUAUCAAGUAGCAUUUGUACAAUACACUGACUGUGCAGAGAGGUGCUGUAACCACAGUAUCCUUCACUAUUUUGACUGCUGUGUAUAUUCUUGAAAUUCAAAACUACAUUUUAGAAUGUCUGUAUUGUUUCGGUUGGUUUUUGGGCAACCUGACACGCAUGAAAUCUCAAGGAAAUGUAAAAUGCUGCCUGAAGUAAUGUCCAAGCACCUUCUAACGAAGAUAACCUUCUUUCUACUUGUGUGGCACUGUGUGUCAACACACGUAGGCUUUGGGUAUACAGUAAAUGCUUCUACCUGGCAUUGUGCUUAUUGACACAUCCAAUAAUCUGAACCAUGUUCAGCAAACUAGAAUUCAGGUUUUUUUAUGAUUUAUUUUAUUGUUAUUAUUAAAUGUUUUGGACAUAUUCCGCUUGCAGCAUGACUUUACAGUAAGGUUUACUCAGAUUUUCUGUUUAGUAAUUAACUGCUCCCUGAGGUUGUUUUAUUGUUGUUAAUUAGAGUCCUUUUGUGUUCUUAAGUUUAUGGAACACAGUAAGACUACAUUGAAUUGAAGUACCAUAAACGUUUUCAAUUUUGUAGUUUGUUUGAUUCUCAUUUUAAAUUAUGAAAAGUGUUGAAUGAAAUGACAAUUUGUACAGAUUUGUUUGGCCUUUAAUGAGUGUGCAAAAAUAGCAGCUUGCAGCUGGGCUUUAGAAAUCUGCAGGUCUGCAAUCCCUUCCACACGGUGUUCAAUCAUAUCAUCUUUCUUUCCACAGAUUUUGUUAACAGGGGAAUAGAAUAGUGAACAGGGGGAAACAAUCUAAGCCAUAUAUUACCAUAGUUAAUACAAAUAUAACACUUUUAUAAAAUCGGUAGGCAAACAUUUACACAAAAUGUCUUUUCCAAUGUCAUCAUCAGUUUAUAAUACAAAAAUAUUUGUGAAAAAAAUGUUUUAUACCUAUUCCAAAUGUGUGAAUUAAAAUCCCCCAUAAUAAUAAAAAAAAUAAUCAACAUUGAUUUUAUAAUGUUUUUUGGAAAAUUCAUUCAUAUCCAUUAAAAUCUCGACUGGUCCGCUAUCUGUUUUUAUGCGCCAUGCCACAUCCCAUCAGUGAAGGUAUAUCCCCAAUACUGUAUCUCUCAUACAAUCAUCUAGCCAGCUGAGAUAUUAUUAUUAUUAUUAUUAUUAUUAUUUAUUUGUUAGCAGGCACCCUUAUCCAGGGCUACUUACAAUUGUUACAAGAUUUCACAUUAUACAGAUAUCACAUUAUUUUUACAUACAAUUACCCAUUCAUACAGUUGGGUUUUUACUGGAGCAAUCUAGGUAAAGUACCUUGCUCAAGGGUACAGUAGCAGUGUCCCCACCUGAGAUUGAAAUCACGACCCUCUGGUCAAGAGUCCAGAGCCCUAACCACUACUCCACACUGCUGCCCUUCAAACAUCUCUUAUGGUGGCAUUCAGCUUGUACCAAUUUAACAGGUGGAGGUUUAUGAAUUCAAAAGCGACUGGCUUAGAUGGAGAAACACAUACACACACACACAGCUACACAUGGACGUUUUAGGGUGAAUCUGGAUGAUCAGAACCAAAACAAAAACUGUGUUUGUGUUGAUUAUACAUACAUUAUAUACAUUAUAUAUACACACACUACUGGUCAAAAGUUUUAGAACACCUCAAUUUUUCCAGUUUUUAUUGAAAUUUAUGCAGUUUAAUGUCUCAAUGUACUGGAGAUAAAAAAGAAAUCAUGGAAUCGUUUUGUUUAACAAAAUUUAAUCUAAAUUUUUGACUCCUCAAAGUAGCCACCUUUUGCAGAUAUAACAGCCGAACACACUCGUGGCAUUCUUUCUACAAUGGAAAUCAAAUAUUGUUUGGAAAGUUUUUCCCAACACUGUUGCAGAAGUUCCCACAAAUGUGUUGCACUUGUAGGUUGCUUUGCUUUCACCCUCUGUCCAGUUCAUCCCAAACCAGCUUGAUGGGGUUUAAGUCUGGAGACUGUGCUGGCAAUUCCAUGAUUUGAAGCCUACCGUCUUGUUCUUUUCUUCUAAGGUAGUUCUGACAUAGCCUGGAGGUAUGUUUUGGGUCAUUAUCUUGCUGUAGGAUGAACCCCUGACCAACUAGGCGUAUGCCAGAGGGUAUUGUAUGGCGCUGCAAAAUGCUGUGGUAGCAGUUUUGGUUCAGGGUGCCACUCACUCUGUGCAAGUCGCCGACUCUGGAUCCAGCAAAAGAGCCCCAGACCAUCACGCUUCCUCCUCCAUGUUUGACAGUUGGUGUCACACACCGAGGAACCAUCCUUUCGCCUACUCGACGGUGUACAAAAACCCUGCGUGAUGAACCGAAGAUUUCAAAUUUUGAUUCAUCGGUCCAUAAGACCUUCUUCCAGUCUUCAGUAGUCCACUGGCAGUGCUUCAUGGCCCAGGCAAGCCUCUUUUUCUUAUUUUGCCAUCUUAGCAAUGGCUUUCUUACUGCCACUCGACCUGUCAAACCUGCAGCUCGAAGUCUUCUCUUCACAGUUGAAACUGAGACUUGCUUACUUCGACCAGUGUUAAGCUGUGCUUGAAGCUGUUGUCCUGUGAGCCGCCUAUCACGCAAGCUGUUGACUCUCAGAAACUUGUCUUCUGAUUCUGUUGUGGCUUUGGGUCUGCCAGACCUCUUCCUGUCAGAGUUUCCUACAGUUUCCAAGCGCCUUUUGAUGGUGUCACAGCUGUAAAAUGCAAAAUGCAAUUGAUUUCUUAUCUGAGAGUGCAGAUUAUUUGGGAUAGUAGCCUACUUCAUGAAAAUAGCCACCUUAUAUAGCCAACUUAAUAGUUAAAGACUAUUUCUAUUUUUAAACUGUCCUCAUUUGAGAAUGUAAAGAUCUCAGCUUCAUUAGGACUUCAGUUCAUACUAAUUCAUUUAGAUACAUUAAGUGACAAACUAGUGUUAGCGUUUGGCUUUUCAUAUCUGCUGCUAUUUAGGCACAUUUGACAACAAACUUUACACACAAACACACUGCUUUGUCAAGAUGUAGUCUCCCAAUGUAGGUAAAUGUACAUGCAUUCAUGAAAGAGCAUGUUGAAAUAGCAGUGCUUCCUAUAAAAUGGCAGUAUAACACAUUGCUUGAGCUGUAACAAAGUUCCUAUCUACAUUUUGUAACAGGAGCAUUCUUGAAAAGACUCCUUUUUGAUAAAGGAGGCUACAUUAUUAAAUAACAUUUUCAAUCAGCAAAUUAUAUUUUAGUUUAAAAUAGAAUUUCAUUGUGGGACACUGCAGCUUUAAAACUACAUUGUAGACACAUUUAUGGUCAGUGUUUCUUUUUGUGCAACAACAAUACAUUAUGUGUUUUAAAGAAAAACAAAUGUUUGUGAUAAAUGGAAAUGAAUAGGUUCUUUGUCAGGUAGCCUUUAAAGGCAUUUUGUUAUAGGAUACAAACUAAAGGGUCAAAAUGAAUUUAAUUCAAAAUGAAUUUAGAUCAAAACAUUUGAGAUUUAUGAUCCAUUAUGGAUUGAAUGCUUUUAAAAAAAAAAUGUCAAUGUAGAGAUGUAUUCAUAUUUGAUAACGCAAUCUACUACAGUAGCACUGUUGUGCAAUUUUUACAAAGUCUGAAUCCACAUGGUCUUGUACAUGUUAAACAAAAUAACUCCAUUGCUAUUCAUAACCUUACCAGCUCAUUUGAAAUCCUACUGCUGCCCAAAAGUAGUUAGAGAAUGAUACACCACCACCUCAACAAAAAAUACACAACAUGCCACGUUUACAGGAGGCUGUGUGGUCCAGUGGUUAAAGAAAAGGGCUUGUAACCAGGAGGUCUACAGUUCAAAUCCCACCUCAGCCACUGACUCAUUGUGUGACCCUGAGCAAGUCAAUUAACCUCCUUGUGCUCUGUCUUUCAGGUGAGAUGUAAUUGUAAGUGAUUCUGCAGCUGAUGCAUAGUUCACACACCCUAGUCUCUGUAAGUCGCCUUGGAUAAAGGCAUCUGCUAAAUCAACGUGUAGGUGUGAUGCACAAAGUGCAGUAUUACAAGCACAUAGUGAGCUAUUGGGUUGUUUCUACUUAUUAUGUAUCAUAUACAACAUACAUGGGUUCAAUUGUAUCAGCUUGUAAUUAUAGUUUUACGAUGCUCUUUGCUAGUACUGCAGUGAUUUUCCUGUGUGGUACUUUUAUAACUACUAAUGAAAUCUACUUAUGUGAAAGAAAUACUAUGCUUCUAGGUUCACCUGAAUAAUGGACUAAUAAAAUUGAGUAGCAUUACAUGGAAGUCAUUUUGCAUCUGUGCACUGUGUGAAUUGCUGUGAUACAAAGCCUAUUGAGUAGAUAUUUCCACAAAUCUGGUGCUUAUUUAGUGAUUGACAGAUUUGACAGACUAGUAUUUAGGUCUGCUGUGGUUUUUAUAUCAUUAAAAUAUACCCUGAUGUGUGUUUCAUUCAAACCCUGUGCAUAGACCGAUCCAUUCAAAUUCUUUUUUUUUUUUUUUUUUUUUGCUAUGCAUCUUUUAAAAAGAUUUCUAUUGAAAUAUGUACAGUAUAAUUACUGUGCAUAGCAUUUGUGUCAAGUGAGCAAUACAAAUGGGGUAAUGCAAUGCUUUCUAGAUUACAAUCUAAUCCAUUUUACUGGUGGGUGGGCAUGAAAGUAGCAAUGACUAGAAGCCAAAUGGUGUCACCACUUACAGCUGCAAAACUGCCACUUCUAAACAGCUAUUAGUAACAAUAAUAACAUAACUGAAUCCUUUAUUCCUAAAAUAAUUUUAAUUUAAGAAGCUGGUCUCUUGCUUCCUUUCAUGCCCAGUCCUGUAGGUAAUAUCAGACUCAGACACCAAGCCUCACUGGUAGAUUGCAUCACAGAACGUGGUCUGCAAAGGUAAUGGAGGAGACCUUUUUUGUCCUCAAGUGAAAGUAAAAACAUUUUCAGUCUCUCAAGAUCUAUUAAUUGCUUGCACUGCUCUUGCAUUUAGCUCAGAUGAGUCAUACUUGUAAGAUUGUAAUUCAUUAUAUGGACAUUUAGGAAGGAAAUUGUCUGGGAAAUUCCAGAUACCCAAACGGCUCAGGUUUACCAAAUGAACACAUCCUGUCCAUUUCCAGAAAUGUUUGGGCCCUUUUUUUGUUUUCCUUUACUGUGUAUUACUCAAUGUUACUCUACAGUAAAGGCAACAUUUUAGGGAGGAAUAAAAAUCAAGCAAUUAGUUUCUUGUUUUAUAAAUACUAUUCCCGCUUUUAUUUUUUAAAAUACUGUUUGAAAGACUUUGUUUUAGUUAUGCUUUUAUCAAAGAAAAGCAUCUUAAAAGUAUCUUAAGACUGUGUGUUUAAAUCAUAAUAUUUACAAAAGCAACAUGUAAAUUGUGUGCUUACAGGUAAAGACCUAUGCAUUUUAAAUGGUGUGAUUAUUUACUGCUGUGGUAUGGCUGUUGCAUUUAAAAUAAAAAAAUAAAAAUGAUGUUUGUCGUU